CUUCGAGACCUUGACCUCAUCGGGGCUUCAUUGCGCGACUAUAUCGUAUCAAUGACGCGACAGUCCUGAAUUAUACCCAAGAUCUCACCAGCACGCUUUCCGAGCAUAACCAGGCCCCGCGAAUUUUGGCCGCAUCGAUUCCUUCUUCGACAGCCUUGGCGCAUCAACGUAGAACGCAAGCACAACCAUGGUGUCGUCUCGCAAAAGGACACUGCAGGAGGCUGAUAAUGGCUUGAAAGAAGAAGACUCUCCGCUCCUUCGCCUACGGAAUCAAUGGCAAUUCGCAAACCUAUGCCAGUGGAUCUAUCUCUUCGGCAAAGUGGUCAAGAUUGAUGACAGCCUAGAUACAGAGGAUAUUGAGACCGAAUGCCUGAAGCCGAAUGCCCCUGUUCUCCAGGAUAUCGGUCUCGCCUUACUCAAGUUCGUUUCGUCGCAUCGUGGCCUCACACACGAGCUCUUUGACGAGUACACACGAAGACAAUACUUGGCAAGGACACCUGAAAAGAACCCCUUUGGCACAGGAGAAACCGCAGCCAAGUUCACAGACUUCGAUAUCUUGACCAAGGUACGAAUUCUUCAACAAAUGACACAAUGGGUCAUGGCUCGCCCCGAGCGAGUCAGGGAGAAGAUGGAAGAACAAAAGGACAUUGAUCAGACCAGCUGGCGGAUUGAGCCCAUCGGCUGGGAUAAAGACGAUCGGACGUAUUUUGUUCUCGAUGACAACAGAGUCUAUCGAAUGACUGAACCGCCAAACCCACCUACUCCCAAGAAGAAGGCCAAAGCUGCGAAAUACGGAUCCCGCUCAAACAAGAGACGACGCCUCUCUGCACCAAAUGAUACAGACCAUGCAGACCAGUCUGUGAACGAACCGACCGAUACUUCUGGGGACACGACCGAGGACACUGGCCUAGGCAGCAUGAAAUGGGAAUGCCUCGCUGUUAGCUUGGAAGAUGUACAAGGGAUCAUUGCGUCUUUCCACAAAACCAAGGACGACAACGAGAAGAUCUUGCGAGACCAAUUGCAAGAGCAUUUACUUCCUAUCCUAGAGAAGCAGGAGGAGUCGAGGAAGCGCAAGGAGCAGCAGCGGGAGAGAGAACUGUUGAAUCUGGCUAAGAUGGCAAACGCGAAGCGUUCUAGCCGUAUCGCGAAUAAGGCAGAGCAGCAGAAGCAAGAAGAGAAGGCCCAGGAGGAAGCCAAGGUCAUGCAAGUCCAACGGGCCGCAGCAAAGAAACAAGAGCAGCAGCAGCUCAAGAUUGAAAAAGAGCGGGACCUCAGACUGAUAUCCCGAGAAAACCGGCUGAAGGAACGGGAGGCUCGCCGCUUACAACAUGAACGCGAACUCUCUCAACUCUCCGAAGACAACCGCAAUGGCUCGGGUCGCAUCUCGGAGCGACGGCUGCAAGCCGAGAUAGAGAAGAACAUGCGAGCACUGGAGGAGCUUGAAGACGAGGAGGAAGACUGGAUCUUCGAUUGCAUCUGCGGUGUCUACGGUCAGGUUGACGACGGCACACAUAGCGUGGCGUGCGAGAAGUGCAACAUUUGGCAGCACAGCAAGUGCCUCGGCAUUAGCGAGACCGAAGCUGAGAAGCCUGAGUUUCAUUUCGUCUGUCAAUCAUGCAAGCGGCGUGAGGAAGAAGCUGCGGCAAAACCAAAGACGACCAUCAAGCUCAAGAUCAACCGCCCAGCUGACGUAGCGUCCUCGCCUGCGAAGCAGCCGUCAAAGGAGAGCAACCACCUGUCGAGCCCGACAGGCCAUGACGGGUCGGUUCCAUCGAGGGGGAGACCGGUGCUCGGGCAAGAAAUUGGAGCACCAUCAGAGUCUGCGAUCACCAGCCGCCGCUCUGGAUCACCGAUCCAACCUCGAGGGACACAUGGAGCCAAAGAGACCAGCCCAGAACCAAAAACCCCCAAGGCUGAGAACGAUGAUGCUGAUGAUAGGCGAGCUCAUCGUGACGCUGCUGCUGACAAGUCCUUGACGAACGGUAACGACAAUGUGCCUGCAAGCCCACCGCGGGCUAGAACCACACCGGCACCGCGGGACGUCUCGCCCAGACACGGGAACUCCAGUCUGCUUGCCACGCCCAUCAUCAGCCGCGAGCAUGGCAUCCCGGGCUCGGCACACUCAUCAUUCACACUGCCCGCUCCUGAAGGUGGACUCUCUCCGACCAAGCAUUCUCCCCCCGCCCCCCGUCCGCAGCCCCCAAGCACCAAAACGCCUGCCCUCCCUGCCGUCCUACCGCCUGUGGCGACUCUUUCGCCGUCCCCACGUCAGCAGAUUCUGACACCCCCUAUCAAGCCUGCGGAGCCUGUUAGACGGCCACAGCCUCCAGGUGCAAGUCCAAAUGCGCUUUGAGACGAGACGGAGAGUCCGAGGCGUGCGUAAGACAGCUGAAUCGA
Colletotrichum acutatum is the source of this 2397-nucleotide messenger RNA. RefSeq lists its product as uncharacterized. The record is from RefSeq and is a predicted model, not a curated record. Lineage: Eukaryota; Fungi; Ascomycota; Sordariomycetes; Glomerellales; Glomerellaceae. Gene Ontology annotation, cellular component: RSF complex. Bases 188 to 2353 code for a protein of 721 amino acids. Gene Ontology annotation, biological process: regulation of DNA-templated transcription. The transcript has 5 exons.